AUGGUCCACACGUCAACGGGUGUUUCUCCGUUCAAGAUGCCCACAGGUCGUGAAAUGAGAGUGCCUUCCGACAUCUUUGUGCCAAACACCGACGGAUCAGCCGACAAUGUCCCGGAACAGAAGAAAUAUUAUGACCGACAUUGCCGGACGAAUGUCUACCAAGAAUGUGACUUAGUGCAACUUUACAGACCGAUUCCCCCAACUGGAACACACCGCAAGUUCCAUCACCCCUGGAGCAGGGACCCAUUUCGGGUGGUGAAGGCGCUCUCACCUACAAACUAUCUCGUCCGCAACGCACAACUGCGUACCCGGCCGGUAACCGUUCGUCACAACAAGAUGAGACCAUAUAAAGGGACACCUCCGGUUGGUUACGAAGAUGAGGUUUACGUCCUGACCGAAGACGGGAGAUCGUCGGGAGGAGGUGAGCAGAAAAUUGGAAUCUCGUGGUCGGAUUGGACUCCCCUGUACCUAGCGACUACAGCUCCCCUCCUUUUUGAACAUUGCAUUACAAAAGUUCCCCGAAUGGUCGAUGUUGAAGAUGAUGCCGGGUCGCUUCAUGAUGAUUAUCCGGACGAUUGUGAUGAUUAUUAUGGACUUUCAGAGGACAGUGACAAGGAUGAUACUGUAUUGGGGCAAAAUCCUGCUUUAGCGACGGCUCGUCUGUUUGGCAUGAGCUGCGGCCACAUGUUCUGUCUGGAGUGUUGGCGAGCAUUCUUCGACGUUCGAAUCUCAAGCUCACAUGUCUCAAUUGUCGAAUGCAUGGCGGCUAAGUGCAACAUUCGAAUCCCUGAUGACUUCAUCUUGGCUGUACUUGAUAGUCCCGAGUCCGUGCAGAAACAUCGCAGGCACAUUCUCAAUGAGGUGAUAGAGGCUCAUCCCCGUCUGCGUCCUUGCACCGACACCCAUUGCACACGGGUGCUCUACGCUCUGGAGGCACCACGGGCGCUGCGCGUAACCUGUGAGGGCUGUGGCACGCAGUUCUGCUUCUCCUGCACCGUGGAGUUUCACGCGCCCGCGCACUGCGAGACCAUCAAGCAGUGGUUGCAGAAGUGCCGCGACGACUCCGGGACCGCCAACUACAUGGCUGCGCACACAAAGGACUGUCCGAACUGUGGCGUGGUGAUUGAGAAGAAUGGUGGUUGCAAUCACAUGCAAUGCCUCAAGUGUCAACACCAAUUCUGUUGGGUCUGUCUUGGACCAUGGCGAGACCAUCCAGUGGAGUACUACGAUUGCAGCAAAUACCGCAAAUCUGAAGUUUCUGAACGCGAGUCUAGUCGGACACGAGCUAGGGAGUAUCUUCAGCGCUACCUCUUCUACUAUGAGAGAUGGGAGAACCAUGAGCGGAGCCUGCGGUUGGAGGAAAAGCACUACGCGAGUAUCCAGGCGCGCAUCCAAUCAAAAGUGCAGAAUGGUGAGGGUACGUGGAUUGACUGGCAGUACCUGCUGACGGCAGCGGAGACGCUGCGCAAGUGUCGCUACACUCUCAAGUACACCUACCCCUAUGCCUACUGCCCACCUGCUGGCGCGGCACAACGCUUGGCCCUGUUUGAGUACCAGCAAGCCUUGUUGGAGGCCGAGGUGGAGGAUUUGUCCUGGAAGAUAGCUCAUGCCGAGAUCACGGAUCAGGGAGCGCUAUUGAACAAGAUGAACAUCUGUGAGAAGCACCGCAAAACACUGAUUCAUGAGUUCUAUUAA
This is a messenger RNA of Echinococcus granulosus, 1695 nucleotides long. RefSeq names its product Protein ariadne-2. Gene Ontology annotation, biological process: ubiquitin-dependent protein catabolic process; positive regulation of proteasomal ubiquitin-dependent protein catabolic process; protein polyubiquitination. The record is from RefSeq and is a predicted model, not a curated record. Lineage: Eukaryota; Metazoa; Platyhelminthes; Cestoda; Cyclophyllidea; Taeniidae. Gene Ontology annotation, molecular function: ubiquitin protein ligase activity; zinc ion binding; ubiquitin conjugating enzyme binding. The transcript has 9 exons. Gene Ontology annotation, cellular component: cytoplasm; ubiquitin ligase complex. Bases 1 to 1695 code for a protein of 564 amino acids.